AUGCUGUUUUUUUCGCUAUUCAAAACGCUGGUCAAUCAUGAGAUUACCGUAGAGCUCAAAAACGACCUGCAGAUCCGAGGCAUUCUCAAGUCGGUGGACCAGUUCAUGAACAUCAAGCUGGAAAACGUGACCACCGUGGAGGAGGACAAAUUCCCGCAUCUGACGGCGGUGCGAGACCUGUUCAUUCGAGGCUCGGUCGUGCGAUACGUGCAUCUGCCGCCCGGAGCCGUGGACACCACCUUGCUGGAGGACGCCACUCGACGGGAGGCUCUGUCCCACUCGGGUAAGGCUAUCAAAUAA
Messenger RNA from Yarrowia lipolytica CLIB122, 300 nucleotides. RefSeq lists its product as uncharacterized. Gene Ontology annotation, cellular component: U4/U6 x U5 tri-snRNP complex; catalytic step 2 spliceosome; U6 snRNP. Gene Ontology annotation, molecular function: RNA binding. Lineage: Eukaryota; Fungi; Ascomycota; Dipodascomycetes; Dipodascales. The record is from RefSeq and is a predicted model, not a curated record. Gene Ontology annotation, biological process: mRNA splicing, via spliceosome.